This is a messenger RNA of Camelina sativa (false flax), 1570 nucleotides long. The record is from RefSeq and is a predicted model, not a curated record. Lineage: Eukaryota; Viridiplantae; Streptophyta; Magnoliopsida; Brassicales; Brassicaceae.
CAGAAGCCUCUCCUCGAAUCAGGAACCCUAGGUGCAAAGUGCAACACACAGAUGGUUAUCCCUCAUCUCACUGAGAACUAUGGUGCCUCGAGAGACCCACCAGAGAAACAAGCUCCGAUGUGCACUGUGCACUCAUUUCCUCACAACAUUGACCAUUGCUUGACAUGGGCUCGCUCUGAAUUUGAGGGCCUGCUUGAGAAAACACCAGCUGAAGUUAAUGCAUAUCUUUCAAAUCCUGCUGAAUACAUGAAUGCGAUGAGAACUGCUGGUGAUGCUCAGGCUAGGGAUACUUUGGGACGUGUUCUUGAGUGCCUCGAGAAAGAAAAGUGCAAUUCAUUCCAGGAUUGCAUAACUUGGGCCCGUCUGAGGUUUGAGGACUACUUUGCCAACCGCGUCAAGCAGUUGUGUUACACAUUUCCCGAGGACGCUGCUACUAGUACAGGAGCUCCAUUCUGGUCUGCUCCAAAGAGAUUUCCUCGUCCGCUCCAAUUCUCCUCAACCGACCUGAGUCAUAUCAAUUUUGUCAUGGCUGCUUCUAUCUUGCGUGCUGAAACAUUUGGAAUCCCUACUCCUGAGUGGGCUAAAACCCCAACGGGACUAGCCGAUGCUGUGGAAAGAGUGAUUGUUCCAGACUUUGAGCCGAGGAAAGAUGCAACUAUUGUGACAGACGAGAAGGCUACAACUUUGUCUACAGCUUCAAUCGAUGAUGCAGCAAUCAUUGAUGAACUAAUCGCAAAACUAGAGCGGUGCAGGCUGAGCUUGCAGCCAGAGUUCAGGAUGAAGACAAUCCAGUUUGAAAAGGACGACGAUACCAACUACCACAUGGAUAUGAUCGCUGGGCUAGCCAACAUGAGAGCAAGGAACUACAGCGUUCCCGAGGUGGACAAGCUUAAAGCCAAGUUCAUAGCCGGAAGAAUCAUACCUGCAAUUGCAACAUCAACUGCAAUGGCAACAGGUUUUGUCUGCCUCGAGCUGUACAAGGUCUUAGACGGGUCACACAAAGUGGAAGACUACAGAAACACAUUUGCUAACUUAGCACUUCCACUCUUCUCCAUCGCUGAGCCGGUUCCACCUAAAGUGGUGAAGCACCAAGACCAAAGCUGGACUGUUUGGGACAGGUGGGUGAUCAAGGGAAACCCGAGCUUAAGGGAGUUGCUAAAAUGGCUAAAAGAGAAAGGACUACACGCAUACAGCAUAUCAUGCGGAAGCUGUUUACUGUUCAACAGUAUGUUCCCAAGGCAUAAAGAGAGGAUGGACAGGAGAGUGGUGGAUCUUGCAAGAGAAGUGGCUAUGGUUGACUUGCCUGCUUAUAGACGUCACGUGGAUGUUGUGGUCGCUUGUGAGGAUGAGAAUGACGAUGACGUUGAUAUCCCUCUCGUAUCAGUAUACUACGGCUGAUUAGAAAAUUUAAAACAAACAUCCCCAAAGAGAGAGAGAGAGAGCUUUAAUAAUUACUGUAUUCUUGGGAUGUGAAAGUUGGGUUUCAGAAAUAGAGAGUUUUGAUGUAUGAGAGAAUAGUUAACACCUUAAAAUUUAGAACUGAGUUUUCAAAUUUGGUGUUUUUAACUUA